This is a messenger RNA of Anopheles stephensi (Asian malaria mosquito), 6365 nucleotides long. It is a transcript of the gene Chi, whose product is annotated as LIM domain-binding protein 1. The record is from RefSeq and is a predicted model, not a curated record. Gene Ontology annotation, biological process: negative regulation of transcription by RNA polymerase II; nervous system development; positive regulation of transcription by RNA polymerase II. Gene Ontology annotation, cellular component: transcription regulator complex; nucleus. Bases 520 to 2436 code for a protein of 638 amino acids. The transcript is spliced from 10 exons. NCBI's taxonomy places the organism in Eukaryota, Metazoa, Arthropoda, Insecta, Diptera, Culicidae. Gene Ontology annotation, molecular function: LIM domain binding.
UUUCAAAAUGGCCACCAGUGUUGAAAAAAAUUGAUGGCGUCUAUGUUGGCGAGUCCGCUCCGAGUGAAAUUGUUACCAUGACUGAACGUGAAAAUACCAUUUAAAAUACAGAACAAAGACCGCAUUCUCACGGGUAAAUGUUGACGGUGGUUUAUUGUGACGGCAGUGCGCUGAAUGUAUAGCAAGAGCGUGUUUUCCCGGAUGCGUACAAUUAACGUUUCGUUUAACGAUAGCGCGACAGCUAAAGGCAAAUCAGUGAAGAACAGAAAACAACAGUGAAAUAAAAUAGUGUUGUGUGAAGAGAACUUAUGACGAACAUAUAAAGAAGAUCGAUGCGAUAUACGGAUACUAAGCCAACACUACUGUGUAUUGAUAGCCGUGUGCAUGUGCGCUAGCAUCAACAAUUACGUUUGGUUGUGUUGUGUUGUAACAGUACGGGACAGGCUGGCGUACCGUGGCCGGUACGAGUGCACACUCAUAGGAACUGACAUUCUUCCUCAGUAGUUCCGAUUAUAGAAUAUGAUAGGUUUAAGCCGCCGUGGAGUUAAUGCAGGACCGUCAUUGAGUUUACCGUCUACACUGGAGGAUUCUACGAAUAACUGGAAAGGAACACCUUCGGGUCCAACUGAUCCCUCGCAGCAAGGUGCAGGUCCAGGAGCUGGAGGCCCAGGCGGUCCUGGAGUCGCUGGUAAUGGUGGCCCUGGAGGUCCGGGGGGACCUGGGGGUCAAGGACCGGGUGUAAACAGCUUUGGCGGUCCUGGUGGGGGAAACUUUGGAGGCCCAGUAUUUCCGGCAGCUGGCCAAGGAUCUCCAGCCGGAGGAUCUGCUUCCAAUAGCUAUCAAAAUUUACCACCCGGAACUGGUUCGAACACACCGCAAUAUACAGCAUCGCCUGCACCUUCUGGUUCGUCCACGCCCGGUCCAGGCCCUCCACAGAAUGUGGGCUCCGGGUUUCCUCCCCCAAACGCAGGUGGCCCUGCAGGGCCGGGAGGUCCAUACAAUGGUCCCGUCGGAGGUGGUCCCGUAGCGGUAGGCCCUUUUAGUUCUCCUUCUGCUAAUGGUCCCCAGUUUGGUCGACCGGGCAGCUCGGGCUCCGCCUUCGGGAGCGGGCCUCACUUUACAUCACCUAGUGGGCCAGGUAACUUCGGUGGCCCCCAGUUCGGCAUACCUCCAGGUUCUCCUUUCGGUCAUGGGCCAAACGGAUCGAAUAUGGGUGGUCCGAUGGGACAAGGUCACUUGAUGGGAGGUCCGCAACCUGUGGAUCGCAUGGAUCAAAGUCAAUUGAACGUUCCCAGGAGGCAUGCAUAUUUCGGCCAACCAGAUUAUAGAAUCUAUGAACUCAACAAACGAUUACAGCAGCGAACUGAAGAAAGUGAUAACUGUUGGUGGGACUCGUUUGCGAAUGAGUUUUUCGAAGAUGACGCUACAUUAACUUUAACCUUUUGUUUGGAGGAUGGACCAAAAAGAUAUACUAUAGGACGCACACUGAUUCCGCGAUAUUUUCGGAGUAUUUUCGAAGGCGGCGUGACAGAGCUGUACUUUAACUUGCGGCAUUCGAAGGAAUCGUUUCACAACACAUCAAUUACGCUCGAUUGUGAUCAAUGCACUAUGGAAACGAUCCACGGGAAGCCGAUGUACACCAAGGUUCUUACUGAAGGAAGACUUAUCCUGGAAUUCACGUUCGAUGAUCUAAUGCGGAUAAAAUCAUGGCACAUGGCGGUCCGAACUCAUCGAGAGCUGAUACCACGAUCAGUGAUUGCACUCCACAGUCCUCAGCCAGAUCCGGCCAUGAUUGAACAACUGUCGAAGAACAUCACUAGACAAGGAAUCACCAACUCAACAUUAAAUUAUCUGCGCUUAUGUGUGAUACUGGAGCCGAUGCAGGAGCUGAUGUCCAGACACAAAGCGUACGCGCUGAGCCCACGGGAUUGCUUGAAAACGACAUUGUUCCAAAAGUGGCAACGGAUGGUCGCACCGCCGGGUAAGAAAGGAGACGCGCAAAGGCCAGCAAACAAAAGACGGAAACGUAAGGGCUCCAGUUCAGGUGCUGGAGCAGGUAACGCCGGUCCACAGGUUCCCAGCAAAAAACGUUCACCUGGUCCAAAUUUCUCGCUGGCGUCUCAGGUAGAUGUCAUGGUGGUUGGGGAACCAUCACUAAUGGGCGGUGAGUUUGGUGACGAGGAUGAACGAUUGAUCACCAGGCUUGAAAAUACGCAAUACGACGCUGCCAACAAUCUCGAGCACGACGGCCACAAUGCCUUUGGCAGUGGUGGGGGCGGCGGUGGCGGAGGCGGCGGAGGCCACAACGAUGGUGGUCCAAUGAGCGGUGGCCCGACGUCGUGGCAGGUCGAUCGAGGAGGUGGCGGCGGUGCAGUCAACAAUUCCGGUUCUGGCGGCCAGGAUGGAGGAAAAAAGAGCCCGUCGGUGUCUCAGUGACAAAUGUAAAAUCCAAUGCACCCUGCUCUAUAUGUAUCCGCACCGUACGGAUAAGAGGCAUUCGAAAAGGUGCAUUGGCACAUUAUUUGCAGAAAAUCAUCGCUAUUGUAACAGUAAGUAAUAAUAUGUACCGAGUUCGCUUACACAUCAUCCGCUGGGGCUAAAAACUUGGUACAGCAAGAGGGAACGAAAGUAUGUGCACAUGUCCGCAGCAGAGACAAAUCCUGAAAACAAGGAACGAGAGAGGAGCAUACGGGCAAACUGGGGUGGUUCACUGGUUGUAUGCAAGAAGAAAGUGAGGACAGAAAUAAGGUUUGCGACCGAAUUCCUUUUUCACUCCAAAUUUUGUACACCGCGCUCUGCAUCACUGUCAUUUCUCGCUAAACAAUGGUACAUACUAUCUGCAGGCAACAUGUUUCGUGCAGCAUUACACUCAUUACGAUGGCCUCUGAGCAUCGCCGCCAGCCGACGCUUACGGUGUGCAAUAGAAUUGGUUUUGGCUCUCAUCCCAAGAGCGAAAACAGGAAUGUUAGGCUCCACAGUGUUCGGGAAAGCUUUUCCUUUAUUUGGUUGAGGAUAGUUCUGUCGUGUUACCAAACUUAUUCUUUUAGAUAUGUUUUCUAUGACCUCCCCCCCCCCCACCCCUCCCCCCUUCCCCCGUAAAAUCGACAACCUCUAUGGAACAGUUAGUAUAUGCGACUACGUCCGUAUAUUAUCGUGUUUUAUCGAUGCAUGAAAGUGGUGGUGGUGGUGGUGGUGGUGGUAAGCAGUGGAAUGAAAAUCAGGAAUUGCCGUCUUAAUUGUUUUAAAAUAGUAUAUUAUAAAUUUCACAACAAAAACCGACACAUAUUAAGAAUAAGGAUAAUAAACGUUACUGUAACAGAUGAUGAAUGGGUGUGCUGAACGGAAUGAAAUGUUUACCAGCGUGUACAUGUGCAGCUAUUUACACUCCGACAAAACACACCUGUGGCACAGAUUAAUCUUUCUGUUAGGGGAAAGAGAAAGCGCGCGGUUCAGAAUGCUGGAGGUAUGUAGAGGGCUAAUUUUCUUAUAGUAUAUACAUUAACUAUAAAUAUGCAUAAAUCGAUAGACAAUGGCAUACGGGAGGGGCGGGGGGGAUAGGAGGGGGGGGGGGGGGUGAAGUCUGUUUGUGCACGACGCUGCCGCCUAUCUACCUACAUUACUAACACUCGAACACCGUGUUGCAAUGUGUGCGAGAGAACAUAUGGAUAGUUAUGGUCUUUGUUUUCGCCAUUUAUUUUCUUCAUUUAAGAAAUUGUGUUGUGCAUCCUUCGCGCAAUUGAAUUGGCACAUACCCUGAGGAGUGCAGGGAAUGCAGGAAGCUAAUGAUUAACGGUAACGUAUAUUAUUUGCACAUUCACUUCAAGUGGAGGUUUUCUUUCAUUUGCUGAUAUUGUUGCGGCUUUUGAUCGUGCCCGCUGAAUCUGUGGCAAACAAAAACGGUAGCACAGUUAUUGUUGGUUCUAUGGUGGCGAACUUGAUGUUCGCCAGUAACUGUUCUGUGAACACCGACAGCACCGAUUUGAAUAUCGUUGUAAAAGUUCAAUCUAGCACUGCACACAAGCUAUCCAGACCGAAUAAAUCGAAUUCCGGCGCCUAACAUCUUAGUUUGGGGAAGAAAAACAAAAAAACAUUGGCGAACAUCCAUGGACCUGCAUAAAUUGUGCAUCUCAUUAGAAAGGAAACGCGUUCCGAUACACGAAUAUGUAGAUUGUAAAUAGUUUUUUAACACAUCAAAGAGUAAAGCAAACACUGAAUUAGAGCGUUCGAAAGGAAGCGAUGAAAUAAUAGUGUGCAGGAAUGAAAUGAUCAGUAAUUUAUUUGUAUACACUCUAGAAUACCCGAAACCAUCGCUCACACCAGCAGCAGUAUGUACGUUGAGAAUAAAACCAAGUGUAUAUAAAUAUAUGCAAAUAUGGAUUGGGUACUUCAGGAGAUAACGCCAUAGAAAGCAAUAGAAAGCAACAACAACCCUGUGCUGUACAUCCUAAGGAGUGGUUCUGGGUUGAGUUACAAUUUCAAGCGAAACGUGCACAUACCAAUCAUAGGGUGGAAUUUUAAUGGAAGAGCCAAUUCGACGUGUGUCGCUUUGUCAUGCUCUGUGUUUUUUGCUCCUUUUUCCUGGAUUGAUCAAGCUACACGAUGAGCAAUCACGUUUGGAAAUGUGCGAAUAACGACAGUGAGGAAUGUUGCGAUUUCAAUAAAUCAACAUCCUUUAUCAAUCGCGCGUCCUAACGAACUUUAUGUUUGAGAAUGCCACAGUAGCCUAAUAAGCCGGGCGGUAAUAAGCUGCGCCUUCCUUCCCUUCGAUAUCCGGCGUGGGAGCGUCAAAUGGAGGAUCAUGCUCCUCAAACUCCAAUGCACGAGCGGCAAAUGCAGGUGCGACGAAACAGCAGUAAUGCAAACUUGGUACGUGGUGUGGAUAAAUGAAAAGGAAGCGACAACAACAACAAAAAAUCUACCAUUUGUUCCCCUUACGCUGUGCGUUUCACUAAAGAUAAGCACAUUGUGCAGUAUCCAAUCAAGAAGCAUGAAUGCAUCUGAACUUGAGUUGGAUAAAAUGUGGGUCCUCCUCUUUUUGAAGGUGGUGCGGUUUCGUGACGUUUUUGGUUAGAACAGUUAGAAACAAGAAUCAAGGACAGGGGUACGAAAGGGGGAGGGGAUACUAGAAUGGAAUGGCUUAUGGCUUUGCAUUUGCAGGAGGCAGGAUACGCGACAUAAUAAAAACAGUUAAACAGGCGAGAAGAAAGAUCACGAUCAACACACGAUGGUUUGGAGCGAUGAUCUACGUACACACAUACGCAUUACAAUGCACACAGUCGCAAAUCCCCUUGUCUAAUAGCAUUCGAUUCACCAUCAGCGUCUAAUGUAUAAAGUUUAAAAAACCUGUCACUGGACGGACGACGGUGGUGUCGGUGGAACAUCUCCUAGAAAACCAUUGAAAUUAUGAAUAAGCGGCUAAGGUGGGGAAAGCAUAUUCCCCCCUUCACUCCCCCUCCCCCCCCCCCCCCCCGCCCGACAUGAGCAAGGGUCAAAUCUGGACCGACCAUCCCGUGCAGCAGCAAAAGGCCAGCAAGCCAACAAAUAGAGGGGACAUACGAGACAGUAAAGGUGGCCGCCGCCACCACACCAAGAGCUAAGAAAUGGAAGGUACGAGCAAAUAUUCACUAAGUGAAUCACUCGGGAGUCCCCCAGCAAGCGUAAAAAAAAGGAAUGCGCCAGUGUUUAGCAAAACCAAUCUUUUGAUAUAACAUCUGUAAAAAGUAUCUAUUUCAUUUAUACCGUGUUGUACAAGCGCAGCUCUAGGACUACCACAGCGUGUGGUGUUUCAGUGGAAAGUACGGACGGACAACCAAUGGAAAAAAAAUAGGCUUGCACGAAGGUAAAACAUAGAAUAAUAGUAUCAUAUACUUUAAGGUAACCUGAGGCGUAUCUCGUACAUAACUGCAGCAUAUAAAACGAAAGAUUCAGAGUUCAGUAAAAACCGGACGAAGCGAAGCGAUUAUAAGUAGCAUUACAAAAGGAAUUUGGUGAACGAGCAUGGACGGCUGAUGACGUGUGCGUGUGCGUGUGCGUGUGUGGUAAUGGCGCUGGUGCUUGGUAUGAUUGUGCUCUAGGUUGAAUGUGCGUUCCUGUGUAUAUUGAAAACGGACAUUAACAAUCCUGCGGAAAACAAGGACAUUUACAGCAAAAGUCAGCCGACUUUGCACGUCGAGUUUUCGCGCUUGCUUGAGUAUGUGUGUGUGUGUAUGAGAGAGAGAGAAAGAGCGAGAGAGAGCAAAAGAGCGAGAAAGUAAGAAAGUAAGAAAGAAAGAGAGCGAAAGAGAGAGAGAGAAAGUGAGAGAAUGGCUUGGAAAAGCCUAUGUAUGAAAGGAACAGGAUAGAAAAAUUUAAGAAAAUCCGAAAAA